Messenger RNA from Mytilus trossulus (common blue mussel), 3433 nucleotides. RefSeq lists its product as uncharacterized. The record is from RefSeq and is a predicted model, not a curated record. The transcript has 9 exons. NCBI's taxonomy places the organism in Eukaryota, Metazoa, Mollusca, Bivalvia, Mytilida, Mytilidae. Bases 785 to 3094 code for a protein of 769 amino acids.
CUCUGAUGAAAGACCUACAAAAUUACUCAGUUUCUGCAGUGACUGAUUUCAGUACUAUAAAAAUUAUGAUAAGAUAUUAAAUCUGCAAAUGGAGGCCUGUGAACAAAUUUUCGUGUAUUAACCUAAAGCUAGAUCUGUAUUUUUUCCAUUUAAGAAAUAAAGUAAUUUGAACGAUCUAGUUAAGGCAGAAAACCGGUAACAUUGCUGCAGUGGGCAAAUUUGAUAACAAAAAAUAUUGUUGCCUAUUGUAUUUUUUGGUAAUUAGUGAUAUUCUAUUUUUGAGAUAAGAUACUUUCCCUUUACUCUAACGAACCCUUCAGGUAAUUUGCACGAAAAGUACUUGGUGAAUAUCUUUGAUUAUGAUGAAAAUAAGGAAUACCAGAGUCAACCAAUAUGAGUCGAAUUGAGGACCCCCUGCAGCAACAGACAGAAUCAUCUGACGGAUUCUUCCUGAGACCAAGGCCUGAUCACAGCUAUGAAUAUUAUGAAAAUGCACAUGACAGCAAUGUAUCCAGUCAGGAAACACAGCAGAGCCAAAACAGUCAAGCAUCGGAGGCAUCAGUGGCUAACAUUGAUCGUCUUGGAAAGCUUAAUGAAUUUCUUCAAGCAUGUAACACAAGCCCAGUAAAGAAAAUUAGAGAGCCAUUGAGUGAUUCAAGUGAGAGGACACAAAGAAGAUACACUGAAAAAGCAAAUGAAUGCCUUUCUCUUCUUUUAGAGACAAUGUGCCCAGGAGAAGGUGAGCAGUUAAAAGAGAAUAUUUUUUUCAAAAGUGGAAAAAAAUAUGACAAGAAUUGAUUCUCCACAAUUUAUUGAUGCUCUUGUAGAAAGCUACAUGAGGGCAGAAACUUCAACAGUGAGGUGCCAGAUACUCUCUAUCUUAUCAAGCCAUUCUAAAUUUGAGGACAUUAAUAAAAAAAUUCCAUCCUUGACGAGCCACAAGUAUUAUACAGCAAAGAAACAUGCUAAGGAAUUUGGAGUGGGGGCACCUGUUGCAAAAGAAAAACAGACAAGAGGGAGAGUGGAUGAUGCCAAACUAGAACACUUUUUGGACUUCAUCACAUCAAGCCAUGUUAUUAAGGACUUGCCACUGGGUGAGAAAACACUGAAACUAUCAUCAGGAGAACUAAUUCAGACUCCAUAUGUUAUAAGAUGUUUAGCUCCAGCAACCAUUGUCAAACAGUAUUCUAGAAUAUGUGAAGAAGAAAAUUUUAAUGCAAUUGGAGAAAGUACCAUGUAUAAGAUUUUGUCAGAGUGCAGUGCAGCAGUCCGUAAAUCUGUUGAAGGUGUAGAUUACUACGUUGCAGAAGCAGGUGAAGCUUUCCGUGAGUUAGAAAACAUAGUGAACCAAAUUCCAAUGAACAAUGAUGGGAAGGAAACCAUAGAAAACCUACUGAAAGCAAAGCACUAUCUAAAGACAGAUUAUAAGAUGCAUGUUAGAACCUCAUCAACUAUUGCAGACCAUUGUUUUGUACAUGCCCUUAGCCAAACUGGUAGUGUAUUUUUUGAAGACCAGUGCCCACAUGAUCACAUACAUCAGUGUCCACAGUGUUAUCAGCUGGAACAUACCUUGUCAACUAUUUUGACCAAGACAGCUGAUGUGGGAUGGGACAACCCAGAGGCAUACUUGUUCAAGGUUGAAAAAUCUGUGAAUGCAAUUAAGGAGUUGAAGUCACAUAUAUUGAGAACAAAAGUUCAAGACAGUGCUCGUGCAGAUAUUACAGGAAAUCUGAAGGAAGGAGAAAUGUUUUUGGUUGCAGACUGGGCCAUGAAGUUUCUCCCUCGGAAAUUUAGGGAGGGUCAAACAGAUUGGUUUGGUAAAAGGGGAAUAAACUGGCAUAUAACAGUAUGUGCUACAAAAAAAGAUGGCAACUUUAUACUGGACACAUAUGUGCACAUAUUAGAUGCACAGACCCCACAAGACUCUCAACUGACUGCUGUUUUGAUUGCAGAUACAGUCAAAGAUAUGGUAAACCGCAAGAAUAUUAACAAAGUACACAUAUGGUCUGAUAAUGCUGGCUGCUAUAAAAGCACCUUCACCAUCUAUGCUCUUUAUCAAGAACUGCCAAAUUUGAUAAAGUCCUACAACUUUUGUGAGGCACAGGACGGAAAAGGCCCCUGCGAUCGUAAGGCAUCCCAUAUCAAGGCAGCAAUCAAAAGACAUGUUAAUGAAGGAAAUGAUGUGUUGAAUGCAUCUGCAAUGAAGAGGGCUAUUGAUCUACAACAAAAAGGAAAGUAUAGAGUCAAAGUUGUGACACCAGUUAUUGAUGCAGAUGCUGAAAAAAUUCAUGUAAAGCCCAUUCCAAACAUUUCAACUCUCAGCAACUUUGAAUUCAGCUCUGAUGGGCUAAAGGUGUGGGGAGCAUACAAAGUUGGACCAGGGAAGCUGAUUCCAUGGAAAAACAAUGCAGUUACAUGCCUACAAUUGAAUGUUGUCCACACAUGGUCAUCUGAUGUUAUUCCUGACAUUCUUCCACCAGAUGAUGAAUCUGAGGCACAUGAUGAAUCUACCCAGCCAGCUUUUAAAAGAAGAAAAACAUCUGACCAUGUGUUUAACUGCUCUAAUGAUGACUGUGACAGAUCAUUCAAUACAAUGACAUCACUAGAUAAUCACCUUCUUCUUGGCAAUUGUAAUGUGCAUGUGGAGAAAAAAGUAGUAGACAGGUGUAAAGUAAUGUACAACAAUAAACUUCAGACCAUUAAUGCCAUCACUAUUCAGUCUGAUGACUUGGCAAAAGAAAACACCACUGAUGUACCUGAGGAAAGAGGAUGGGCAUUAAAAGUGAAAAAACCCAAAGUUUUGUUCACGGAGGCCCAAAAACAGUAUCUGUCUGAAAAGUUUAACAUUGGCAAAGUUACUGGGAAUAAAGAAGACCCUGCCAAAGUUUCCAGAGAUAUGCCAUAUAUUCUAAAGGAUGGUCAGAAAAGGUUUACAAGGGAACACUUUUUGACAACUUCACAAGUGGCUAGUUACUUUUCCAGACUUGCUCUGAAAGACAGAAGAAAUGAUAUACAGGAUCAAAAUGACUUUUCAGCAGCAUCUGCUGACAAAAAACUCUUUGGUCUGAAAAAAAAAGUUCUUUCUCAUGUUUAGAUAUGAUGUGGUUUCGUUCAGGGUCACUUAAUAAAAAAAAAUAUUGUGGUGCAUGAAACAAGUUUUUCUUUUUAUGUAAGAAGGGCUGCAUCAGAUAAGAUUUAAAGAAAUGCUGAAAUGUAAUAAUUGUACCACAAAAGUGGAACCAGUGUAGCCUCUUGUCAGUGCUAUCACUAGAUUUAAUUUAGAUUUUAUCUUGAUUUAAGGCCAAACGAAUGUAUGGAACUGAAAAUUGAUGUCAAAUGAGCAUUACUGCGGGAAAUAAUAGUGACCCUGGCCUGAACCUACAAUGUAUGUUAUUGUUCUUAUUAAAAAAAAAGUUGAUUUCAUGAAGGCUCA